AUGCCUAUCUCAAACCGACAGCUCAUCUACGCCAACACGCCGUCCCCGGCCAUCGACCCCUCCCUGACCAAUGGAACCUUCAAGCUCAACACGACCUCCCUCCCCGACCAGAUCCCCAAUGACAAAGUCCUCGUGCGCGUGCACUACCUCUCGCUCGACCCGGCCAUGCGCCAGUGGCUCACAGCAAAACGGUCGUACAUUGCUCCCGUUGAGCGCGGCAGCGUCAUGCGCGGCCAGAGCAUCGCACAGGUGAUCGCGGUCGGAAGCGGAUUACAAUCCCAAUACACGGUCGGCGACUGGGUCGUCGCUUACUCCGGCUGGCAGGAAUAUUGUCUGCUGGGGCCCAAGGAGGCCCAGAAGGUGGCCGUCCCUCCCGGCUGCCAGCCCACCGAUGCCAUGUCGGUGCUGGGCAUGACGGGGUUGACGGCCUACUUUGGCAUGAUCGAGAUCGGACAGCCGAAGCCCGGCGACACCGUCGUUGUGUCUGGUGCGGCCGGCGCGACCGGCAUGGUCGCCGGGCAGAUCGCCAAGGUCAAGGGAGCCAAGCGGGUUGUCGGCAUUGCGGGCAGUGCUGACAAGUGCGAGUUCCUGGUCAAGGAGCUUGGGUUCGAUGCGGCGAUCAACUACAAGGAUAAGGGCUGGAAGAAGCAGUUGAAGGAGGCGACGCCGGAGUAUAUCGAUGUAUAUUUUGACAACGUCGGAGGAGAAAUCCUCGAUGCUUGCCUGGCGCGGGCCCAGAAAGACUCUCGGUUCGUGAUCUGCGGUGCGAUCAGCCAGUACAACUCGGCCAAGCCCCAGGGGCCUGCAAGCUUCAUGAACGUCAUUGCAUGUGAUCGCCGAUCGAUCGCUGACAGUGUAUUGCAGUCGCAACGGAUCACAAUGAAAGGUUUCAUCGUGUUCGACUUUGCGAAAAAGUAUGACAUUGCCUUGAAGGAUCUCUCGACAUGGUUAACCCAGGGGAAGAUCAAGCGCAAGGAGCAUAUCAUCCGAGGGGGACUGGAGGCGGCGCCUCAGGGCCUAGUGAGUCUUUACGAAGGUGCCAACACCGGCAAGAUGAUGGUUGAGGUGGCACCUGUUAGCGAGGCUAUUGGAGCCAAGGCCAAGCUGUAA
This is a messenger RNA of Aspergillus fumigatus Af293, 1110 nucleotides long. The record is from RefSeq and is a predicted model, not a curated record. NCBI's taxonomy places the organism in Eukaryota, Fungi, Ascomycota, Eurotiomycetes, Eurotiales, Aspergillaceae.